Molecule: messenger RNA, 4720 nt
Organism: Ixodes scapularis (black-legged tick)
Lineage: Eukaryota; Metazoa; Arthropoda; Arachnida; Ixodida; Ixodidae
Product: leucine-rich repeats and immunoglobulin-like domains protein 3
Exons: 3
Coding region: 196-1578 (460 amino acids)
Cellular component (GO): extracellular matrix
Molecular function (GO): protein binding
Source: RefSeq, a predicted model, not a curated record
CUGGUCCCGAUAGGCGCCCUGCUGAGCCAGUUGCGCGUCGGAGUGUCGUAUCGGCCGCAGGGGCCUUGUCUCGCGCUGGCUGUAAACUCGAACUUUGGAAUCGCCACUCGGCGAUAGCGAACACAACACGCCCUGGCUGGGUGUCUCAGCUUGCCGUUGUCGUGACGAGCACCGGGCCCCAUAACAAGGUCAACAAUGCUACUGCGGUUGCUGCUGUUCCUCUUAUCCAUCGGCGCGGCAAUAUCCGAGGACAUGUGUGGACCGUCUGAUUGUCUGUGCACACCCGCGGAUGGAGACAACAAUGUGUUCAUGCACUGCGCAAAUCGCUCCUUGACAGAGAUACCGGACUUCCCACCAGAACCCAAAGCCGUCCUUGGUCUCGAAGCCGGCCACAACAGCAUCAGCAAGCUCACUGUGUUCCGAAAGGCGCCUCUUAAGUUGCUUGAUCUUCACUACAACAGAAUUGGCAGUUUGCCGGCGGGUGUCUUUUCAGAACUAAAUUCUCUCGAAGUUCUCGAUCUGAGCCAUAACAACAUAAUGGAGUUGCAACCUGAGUGCUUCCAAGGCCUCGAGAAACUUAUUGUUUUAAACUUGACCGAGAACUUCGUAGAAACGAUACAGCCGAAGACCUUCCACGAAGUUCCUUUGCUCAAGCAGCUAUCCCUGGCGGGAAACAGUUUCAAAGUGAUCGAUUCCCAGUGGUUCUCGAACCUCAAGCACAUGGAACAUUUGGACUUGCGCUUGUUGGCGCUGAGUUCUUUGCCUGAAGAUGUGUUUCACUUCCUACCGGUUUUGACCCUACUGGAGCUGUCGGGCAAUGACUUCGAAGAUGUUCCGACCGAAGCACUACGCGGUGCGAAGUCCCUCAAGAUCUUGCACAUGGAACAAAAUCCUAUUGCAACACUUACCUGGAAGUCCUACGAAGGUAUGGCGUCCAUUGAAGAGCUGCACCUUUCAUCGAUGCCGCACCUAAUGUUCAUAGAAGAUAACGCAUUUUCCAGCAUGUCGGCACUAAGAAUACUGGAUUUGGCCAACAAUCCGUUGCUAACCAGAGUCAGCGGUAACGCCUUCUAUGUGAGCCCCAACAACGAGUCGACGACUUUGGCCGAGGUCUACUUGGCUUACGCCAACCUCAGCUCGCUGCCCUUUGCGGGCUUUGACUGGUGCAGCAUACAUGUCCUGGACCUACGUGGGAAUCCGUGGCACUGCGACUGCUCGCUUGACUGGAUCAGGGGCUGCCAGUUUCCACCCGAGCUCACGGAUCAUUUUCUGUGCAACGAGCCUCCGGAACUGUCCGGCCUUCCGGUGAUCCAGCUAACCCAGGCAGACCUGCGCUGCAUCCAACUGAGUCCAGCGAGGGGCGGAAGCCCCGAAGACGAGCACCACCACGGCCACAUGUCCCUGCGGCUGCUCGUGGUCACCGCGGGACUGGUCAUCCUUCUUAUGGUGCUGGGGGUCGUGCUCGUUGGCUUCCGGCGGAGGGACAUCCGCGACUGGAUCCAGAACAGGAAGCGCGUCGGCGCUGUCUACUACGUCAAGGCCCAGACGGAGCCCGGCUCCAGACGCGUCCAGGUGUGAGGCCGACGCUUAACGCGUCGGGGACACUCAGUCUCGCAAUCCUGGACCAUCGAGGUCUUCGCCUCGGCGACGACAAAGCGCCCGUAUGGUGCAAGCCGGACCGUCACGUCGCGGGUCUAGACAGAAAAAAGGGGAGUUUUGGGGAACGUCCAUACGGAUGUGACCUUAACGAGGGCUGUAAGAUAUUGACCGAGGAGAGAUGAUUGAAAGUCGAUAAAGAGACAGGAUAUGGCGACUUUUUUUUGUGCCCUUCGGGUUGCGUGAGUGGCGAUCAACACCUUAUGCUCCCCAUGCAGUCUUGUUCAAAACGCUGAAUUGCCUUAAAUUCCUUCUUCGUCCCACUGUUGGCAAUCAAGUAAAUUGAAAGCAAUCUUACGCCCCCCUCAUUUUCUUUGAACAAUGUGGCACCACAGUGAACAAUUCUUGAAUCAAUGGUGAGGAUACAGUUCGCCCUCGAAACAGGGGAGUUGUAUUUUUGCUCUUCGUUAAUCUGGUGUUUUUGUAGUCAAUACAUUUGCGCUUGCAAUCGUGAGGACAUUGGAAAAUCGCUUAUAUUUCUAUUGUUUUCUACUUUUUGUUGUCACGAUGUUCUAUGAUAACUAAGAGUUUAUCGUGUUGCAGAUUUUAUAACAGAUCGCUUGAAAUCAGUUCAUCGAUGUUCUCUGUUGAGUUUCGAUUCGGCUCAAGCAAUACUCGGCGCGACGCUCGCCAAGUCUAUUGCUACCAAUCGAUCAAAGUGUAUUUACUCUGUGGCAACCCAAGGAAAGCCUGCUAAAACUAAUAUUAAUCGUAACUUAGCCAACGUAAGUCUGGAUAGAUGAGUGUCGCCCUUUAAACUGUUUUUUUUUUUUUUUUUGAGAGGAGUAUAUUUUAGUUUCCUUACUUGGGACAUCUACCUCAUUAAACACCUGGUCACUGUAUAUUCUACUGUGAUUAUAAAGUUGAUUUUAUGUCACGAUGACCAACGGCAUGCCAUGCAGUUCCCUCCUGAAUCAUCGACACCGUACCCGUUAUACGCUCCUUGGAUGUUAUCCGAAGAAGCUGUUUUUCUUUGACGGAAUCUGCCAAAUAGUCAAUCCUAAGUUAUUACGCCUCCUCACACUUCAUCCCAACUUUAUAUUUUAUGAGUGAGAUGUUCUGUUUCUGCAUUAGAGCCUGUCAGACACUCGACAGACAGCUGGUCAGCAAAAUCGAGAAUCUGUAAGGCACUCAAUUUCGAUGACAAGCAAACUAUUGCAGGAUCCAAAAUCUAGUCCAACGGACUGCUCCAGUGGCGUCAGAAGUAUUUGGGAGAUAGAGAGGUGGCGGUUAAUGGGGAUGAAAAUGUCGGAAGAGGUGCAAGACGAUUGCUCCUCCCGAGAGUGAUCGGAAAAUGAAUCUGUCCAGCGAGGGUAUACCGCGUUAAAGAGCGCGCUACACAACGAAAGUUUUACAUCGCGUGGUGGACAAAGCACGAACCUCCCUAGUGGGGGUGCGGGAACAUGUAAACACGUGGUUGGAGAGAGAAAUGGCAUUGAACUUUCAUUACGAAAUAACUAAACGGAUAAUAAAAUAUGAUAAAGAUCCUCUUUUUCUAUUUUUCCCACAGAAACUGAUAAAGAAAGGUGUGCCUUUGGAAUGUCAUAGCUUCAGUGCGCAUAAAUGCGCAUGGGCGACCACACCUCACGCGAUACCGCUGGUCCAAUUGACCACGGCUGGCUCACACAUGCGGCAGAUAUGACGAUUGAUGACACUUCCAAUGUUCAGAUGUUCCUUUUUCUCCAACUGCGUCGUGUUAGAAGCACCGCAAAACGAUUUUUUUACUUAAAAAAAAAAUACUGUUAGGUAGGAAUCGGGGAUAUUCGUAGUGUACAGAAUUAACAUUAGUUUAACUCGUCACGCAACCACCGGCGACAGUGUCAAACGCGACCGUGCACCACCAAGCGAUGCUCGGAUGCCAUUACAACCAAGGUGGCGCCUAUGCGGGUUUAUGAACGUGAAUCGCGAGUAAGCAGAGCCCUCGCGCCGACACGUAGAGGCUGCACCUGCUUCGGCCUGCCGGGCUGAUCGAUUGCGGCCUUCUCUGAUGACGGUCCUGUUUGUGUUGCAGCUACCGACCGAACACCCUCCUUCUCCUCCUCCCUCUCCUUCUUUGUGCCGCCCACACAUCGUGAUCGUCUACAAACUCUCACCGGCAGCGUCCUAACUGUCGAGGAACGAACACGUUUUGCCUCACCACGUGGAGGCACGCGUGCAACCGGUAACAUCCCGUCUUCCAAUCUCCUUGCAUCUUUUUUUUUUUCGAUUAGACUUUGAGAAGUGAGGAUGACUAAGUACUAUGCGGUAAGGGUAGGGUGCCUGGAACGCGUUCCGACUGGUGCGUUUUUAUCGCGUCCUAAAAGAAGUGGUCCCUCGACUUCCGCCUGAUGACGUCGCCAAAGUGUCAUGAUGUCGUCGGCCGCGAUCCUGGCGGUGUUCCAACAGCGGUGGUGGAUGUGACAGACGCCUAUUCUGUUGCAUGUUGCUCUCUAGCUUGAGAGUCGACGGAAGCUUCGGCACUCAGGAGUUGGGACGCCGUGACGAGGGCGACACUGGCGUUCGCUCGUGCUUUUUGCCGGGACUUCUGUCACCAACCGCCAGGAUCGCGACAUCCGACAGCGUGACACUCCGGCUUCUGUGACGUCAUUUGUUGCCACUUUGGAGUCACUUUUGAUGUCUGGGUGGGAUAGGACGAUAAACACAGCACUUGAAGUGCGUUCCAGACACCGCACUAAGGGGAAGAAGUUUUUUUUGUGGUCAUAGUAGUGCACUUUUCCGAAGGUCGAUGGACGAUCUCGUACAGAAAUAUUUAAUUCAGAUACGCACUGGUGUUGUUAGAGCAUGAGUCGAAUGAGCUCAGUGUCUCACGUGGCUAUAAAAAUUCUUCAGUGUGAACCAGUUCUCAUCCUGUGUCACGUAGGUGACGAUAAAACGACGGUAUGAAAAACAUACUGAAACCGGCAGCUUAUCAAAAAAGAAAAGACAUAAAGAGGUGGGAAUGUGGUGUGUGGACCUGGCCGACUAUGUAAUGUUUGGUUUUCUUUGACGGAAAGUUGAAAUGCUUUGGAUCAAAAUUUUCAUUCUCUGUAUUAUCCACUGAAAUAAAGAUGAAUAUAGGAAACGA